AGCACUGAGCUGAAACCUGAAAGACUGUAAAGCAGACACCGAGAGAACAGACAAAGUGACAAACCCUAACCUCGACUGCGAUUUCUUCUUCUUGAUUUUGUGCUCGGUAUGGCAGGUGAAGACGAUUCGUCGAAUCCGAUGAUGGAGGAGAUGUUGUACGCCAACGGCGGUGACGAGUUGUCGUCGUCGUCGUCGUCUUCGUCAAGCCGCAAGAACCGACCCAUCAUCAGUGGCGAGCAACUGGACAUUGAGGCGUACGCUGGGCUGUACUCGGGGCGAACCAAGAUCAUGCGACUGGUUUUCAUUGCUGACCAUUGCGACAACGUCGGGAUGCAGACGGAAGCGUUGAGGAUGGCGUAUGAUGAGAUCAAAAGAGGUGAGAACACGCAGCUCUUCCGGGAAGUGGUGAAGAAGAUUGACGGCAGAUUGGGACCUGACUAUGGGAUGGACAACGUUUGGUCUGAGAGCAUUGACCGAAAGGCGGAGCUGAGGAAAGAGAAGCUGGAGAGCGAGCUUAAUUCAUAUAGGACAAAUUUGAUCAAGGAAAGUAUAAGGAUGGGAUACAAUGAUUUUGGAGAGUUUUAUUAUGCUCAUGGCGCUCUUGGGGAGGCCUUUAAAAGUUUUGUACGGACGCGUGAUUAUUGCACUACAUCAAAGCAUAUCAUCCAAAUGUGUUUGAGUGCGAUUCUGGUUAGCAUUGAGAUGGGUCAGUUCACUCACGUAGCAAAUUAUGUCAGCAAGGCAGAACAAACACCAGAGGCCGUUGAACCUUCUACAGUUGGAAAACUACGUUGUGCUGCAGGAUUGGCUUACUUGGAAGCUAAAAAGUACAAGCUUGCCGCUCGUAAGUUCUUGGAAGUGGGUCCAGAUUUAGGAAAUUCAUACAGUGACGUCAUUGCACCUCAAGAUGUUGCUACUUAUGGAGGACUUUGUGCGCUUGCAAGCUUCGAUCGGAUGGAGCUCAAGAACAAAGUUAUAGACAAUAUCAAUUUCCGAAAUUUCUUGGAGUUAGUACCUGAAUUAAGAGAGCUUAUUAAUGAUUUUUACUCAAGUCACUAUGCUUCCUGCCUAGAAUAUCUUGGGAAUCUCAAACAAAACCUACUGCUUGACAUCCAUUUACAUGACCACGUUGAGAUGCUCUAUGAUCAAAUACGGAACAAAGCUCUCAUCCAAUACACACUCCCAUUUGUGUCUGUUGAUAUGCGGAUGAUGGCUGAUGCUUUCAAAACAAGUGUUUCAGGGCUAGAGAAAGAACUUGAAGCUUUGAUCACUGACGACCAGAUACAGGCUCGAAUUGACUCCCACAACAAAAUUCUUUAUGCUCGACAUGCAGAUCAGAGGAAUGCAACAUUCCAGCGGGUUUUGCAGACUGGUGGUGAAUUUGAUCAAGAUGUUAGGUCUAUGCUGCUCAGAGCAAAUCUUCUCAAGCAUGAGUACAAUCUUAGGAAUUCUAGGAAACUUUGACUUUUUGAAUUUCCUAGUAUAUGGCAUGACCGACGUGUCUUUGGCAAGGUUUCAUUGCAUUGAUGUUGAGGAUUUACGGAUGCAUAAUUUUUUUUCUUUCUUUUUUGUGUAUACCCAAAUUGAUCUAACA
This is a messenger RNA of Rubroshorea leprosula, 1594 nucleotides long. Lineage: Eukaryota; Viridiplantae; Streptophyta; Magnoliopsida; Malvales; Dipterocarpaceae. The record is from the annotation of a GenBank genome assembly.